This is a messenger RNA of Hyaloperonospora brassicae, 1098 nucleotides long. NCBI's taxonomy places the organism in Eukaryota, Oomycota, Peronosporomycetes, Peronosporales, Peronosporaceae. The record is from the annotation of a GenBank genome assembly.
AUGAGUGUCGUCCGCGAGCCUUUCGGUCCCAAGCAACGGCACCGCGCGCGCCCUUUUGACCUCACGCCACCAGCUGCGCUGAAACUCAUGUCUAAUAGCGAGCGGGGCAAAUACUACCGCCGUCGCCGUCACCGCUAUAGUAAAUAUCUCGAAAGCCACGUGGCCGAGCUCCGGGAUGAGAUUGCCGCAUUGACCGUCUCCCGUCAAGUGCAGCAGGAGCUGGCUCUCUCACAGCGACGUACACCGCUCGGUGCCGCAGCUCUUAUUGUGAACGAGUACUGCUUGCUCUUCAACCAUGGAACGCCUGUGCGUUUGGCCGUGAACGAGUCAGACGCGUCCGCGUCGUUCGUAGCACAGGCCACGAGUACGCAACGCGGCUUUCUGCAGGCUGUAGUGGUGGACCGCCUUCGCUUUGGCGACUUUGUUGGCAUGGACCUCAUGUUGUCCCAGUGGGAACGCUACUCACUGUACCAUUCGGCCAUUGACUGGAGGAUGGAGUCCCUGGACGUGAUUCAGCCGGUUGAGUCUCGAGACCUGACGGCCGCUGCUGAGUGCGACGACGACGGACCGCUUGUGGUCUCGAUCACUGCGACUUUGCGCGUGCAGUUUUCGCAACGCACGAUCGAGAAUGUGUUUCCGCACUUGGUCGGCGACGAAGCGUUGACGCAGUUACUCGUGGGACUAGUCAUCACGUACCCGUGUAUCAAUCACUUUCACUUUGACCAGAACGGCGUGAUCGAGUGGUAUGCCCCCGAGAUCGACUUUGUCGGUGGGCUCAUGAAGGCACUAAAGAGCCCAGCGCUCGUGGCGCGCAUCAUGGGCAACGCACUGAUCGAGAAGGAACACAUGCUUGGCGACGAUAGUGACGGGCGCCGGUUUGCUGUCGUGACAGAGGAAGAGCAGGAGGAGGAGCUUGCUACUGCUGCUAUCCGGCAAACACCCGGUAGCCCCGUGCCAAGCCCUAUGGAGCAAAGUCACCGCGAUACGUCACCGAGUGAUGCCAAUGUACGGGACGACGCACCGGUCGCUCCCUCAUCGUUCCUCGACCGCUCGCAUCGAAAUCGCCUCGAGCUCUCUUAUAUUCUAGCAGCCGAGUAG